AAAAAUCGCCCGACACGGGUUUUCAUCGAACUUUGUCAGCGCUUGAAGCAGUUGCAGCGGCUUGCAGAGGCGCCUUGUGCCAGCAUUUAUACACCUACGGCAGUAGACGACCGCUGCGACCACUGCGAGCCACGGUUUCGCAUCGCUGCGCUGCUGCACAACUGAGCACUUCAGCCUGAAGCAGUGCUGCCGGGCAACAACACGCACCAUGCGUCGCCUCCUCGCCCUGACUACCACAACACUAGUAUGCGCCCUCGCUCCGAGCGAUACGCGACCAUUCCUCACGCUGCUAGAUGGGAGCGGCAGCCAGCGCCUCCCGGCGAGCAUGGUGGACCGCUUCCCGACGUGGCUUUUCGAUGGGGCCUGGCAACGCGUGCCCGACAGCGACGGCUUCGUGAACCCCCAUAGCUGUGACGACGUCUGGCAUGCUUCAGACCUUCCGGAGCCCGCGCCGCGACUGUGCGUCGGCCUGCACGUGCGCGACGGCUCCCUUCGGCACGUAUUUCCUGCGGUAGACCUCGACGUUGACGGCUACCGGAACCGAGGACUGAAGACGGUGCCGCGUGCGCAUCAGUGGCUGGCGUUCAGCGCGGCGCUGCCGACGGAGCUCAACCUCUACGCCGGUGGGCAUAGCUACUCCGCGACGGAUACCCUCGGCCGCGUCGUCGAGGCGCUCGCAACCGAUGCGCCCGACGAACUGGGCCAGGGCUCGCAUGUCAUCCACGCGGUCGUCGAGGGCGCGCCGCCGCUUCCUCCGUUGCUCACGAGCACCGAGGAGCAGGAGGCGCGCCUCGUCGUCUUCCUGGCCGACGCCCUCUUCGACGCCCGAGACGCUGCCGAAGUCGAGAGAGCUGGCAUUCUAGACGUCCUAGUGCUCGAGACGGCCGCAGGCAGUGCAAGUGAGCACCUGCCAGCAGCCUAUGCCGGUCUGUUCGCGGGGAGGUCGUCAGGUGCGUAACAAAGAGAG
Pelagomonas calceolata is the source of this 967-nucleotide messenger RNA. The record is from the annotation of a GenBank genome assembly. NCBI's taxonomy places the organism in Eukaryota, Pelagophyceae, Pelagomonadales, Pelagomonadaceae.